CUUCUUUGAGGAAAACACUUUCAUCCGGCUCAGCCAUAUUGCUUUUUGCUGACAGACAGUAACCCCUAACUCCAAUCCCGGCCAUCCUAGGCCAUCUUUGUAUAGUUUCAGUUAUAUCUCCUCUGUACAGCAAUGUCUUCGGGAACUCCAUACCUUGGCACUAAAAUAAGCUUAGUUUCCAAGUCAGAAAUUAGAUAUGAGGGAAUUUUGUAUUCCAUUGACACCAAGGAAUCUGUUGUGACGUUAGCACAGGGUUAGUUUUCUGGCAUUGGUCAAUGUUUUUCUGUUUUUGUUGGGAUAUUACAUUUUUUUCACCGUGUUCUCUCCUUUUGCUUUGUUUGCAGUGCGUUCGUUUGGAACGGAAGACCGAGAGGCGCCUAAAAGGGUUCCUCCAAGGGACGAGGUUUACGAGUACAUUGUUUUUCGAGGACAGGACAUCAAAGAUCUAACUGUAAUAAGUGCUGAGUCGCAUUUACCUCAGGACCCAGCCAUUGUCCAGGUAUGCCAUGCAGGAAGCCUAUGUAAUGUGUAGUUACAGCUCGAAUUCGCAGCGAAUUCUUUGUUUUAAGUCAAGUGACGGAAAUAAGUUGUUUGACAACAACAAUUCAUUUCACUUUCAGUUCCGGCUUGAAAGAGACAGUAAAAUAAAUGCUUAAGUCAACAUGAUUUUAAAUCGUACUUAGGUCACAAAGUUUGUCAUGGCUUUAAUGGGUUGAGCUUGUUAUGCCCAGAUAAGUCCACUCACGAACGCCAUAUUUACAUCGUACGUGUGAAAAAAUAUGAUUACGUGACAAGACUUGUAUUCUUAAAAAAAAAAAAUUAAGAACUUGUGCUAGUCGAAAUGAUUCCAUCGAUUGAAUUAAACGUAAUAUAGGCACUGGGCAAGCUACAGAACUGUUAAGUUACACCUAGUCAUAUCGAAAGCGAGAAACAAUUUUAGAAUAUCUAGCAAACGAGACAAGACGUAAUGUUUACUAAACCAAAAAUAUGGAUGUGGAAGCAAACAGAAUGAGCGAGUGGAGUUCAAUUCAGUAGUAUCUUAGGGUUUGAAAACAAAUUGAAUAACUCAAAUUUAUUGAGAAGCAAAACAUUUGGUAAAUGUCUUGGUAAGUAAAAACAUGGAGGUUUCAAAGCCGAAAUGCAAACUAGGUAGUUUAUAACCAGCUCAUAUACAAAAGAAAUUUACUAUUUAAUAUGAAAUUCAUCAGAUAUGACAACCAGGGUUAUAUCCUGGAAUUUGUGAUAAGCUUGUAGAAUUGUUUUGUUUUUUGGUUUUUGAUCAUAAUUAGUGUCACAAUCCUUCUCUUGGAGUGUGCUACCAUGAACAGCAGAAGAAUUUUAAAAAUCAGGCAUUAAAUAAAAGAUCAUUUUGGAAAAAAAAUUUAAACUUUAAAAACUGAUAUUUGCUUAUGGGCAAAAUAUACACAUACCUGGUUAUUAAAUCAGUUAAGAUAAGUAGACCACUAUAACACCAUUAGCCCCUUGUCAGGGCAAUGUGUAAUGAACAAUCGCUCUCUCCAUUUUCCUUUUCCUACCAUUUAGGAUGUUAAUUUAAAUUUUUACUUUUUAUUUCCAUUUUGAUUGUUUUGCUAGUCUGGUAGUUCAAGAGUUCCAACUCCUGGCUAUUCUCAUUUCCCUGCUCCUGUAUCAUUCCCACCUCAUCCAACCACAUAUCCUCCAUUUGGUUCGCCAUAUGGCGGUUACACGCCACAACACAGACCAAUGCCAGGCCCCAUUCCACCACAUCCAGCAAUGAUGCCACCUGGUCAUAUGAUGCCUCCAAGGAUACCCACACCACCAACAGUUCAACAUGUACCUUUGUCUCGCAGUCGUACACCAUCUCCAGAAACUGUAACACCUGUGGUAUCCACUUCUAAAACAGAGGAUAAAAGGGAGGAUACAGCUCAUGAUAAAAGCACAGCUCAGCAAGGAACUCAAACAGUUCAGGCUAAGAAGAAACCAUCUUCUAGACCAUCGUCAAGAAGAGGCUCAGUAGACAAAACGGCUGCAUCUCAAGAGAAGAAGAAGAAACAAGAGGUAGUAGAUAAGGAAACUUUUAAUAAAGACCCCACGGAGGAAACCCAGUCCACUGAACCUCAGAAACAGAAACAAGGUCUGGGAAACAUGAUAUUUUAAUGAUUUUACAAUGAAACUUGUUUGCACUUAACUUAGUGAUGAUGAUACUUUCAUAUAGCUGGAAUAAUUUCAUGCUUGUCUUAAAGACUCUAUUUUUCACCUCACUUAGUUAACUGUGGUUUAAGUGAAUAAUCUCGCAUUGAAUGUCAUUAGUAAAUUUCUUUUCAUUAAUUUUGGUCUUUGCAAAACGUAUUAAAUGAGUGGAGAUUCUUGUGAUUUAACAAGCAUAUCAAUGAGGUUCACAGCCAUCGCAUGAUCAUGAAUUUCAAGGCAGUAAAAUUUGAGAGUCAGCUGAAACUUUUGAAGUUUUAUAAGCGACAGGGCUCUAGAUGUAAAAUUAGAGUCAUCAAACCUAAAAAAAAGUAAAGGAAAAAAUUGCAUAAUACAGAGUUAUGUUUACCACCAGGCUUGUCUCGAAGUAAGCUAUAUGGCCAGUUAUCAUUUCUGAAGGUUACUCCGACAACCACAGAGAAAAGGACAAAGUUGUCAUAGAGGAAAAUAGUUUGUGUCAAAAGUGUCUCACUUUGAUUCCAGAACUUAAAACUGCUUCUAAAACCAAAAUUAAUUUAAACCCUGUAACAACUGUUUAAAAAUUACAACUAGAAGUUCUUAAUGAGAUCCUUAUAAACUUUGUUGAAGAAAAAAAAUUGUUUUUUACUAAAGAUAUUUAACUUUUCUAUAUGUUUAACUUCUAACUUCUCAGGGCGUAAAAUUAACUUUUUUUUCUGAUAGCCACUUGGCUCCUAAAUUCUUCAAAGUGGUAGCCAAUUCAAAAAAAGUUGGUCGCCAUUUUCAAAGACAAACAAAAUCUUUCUUUAUGCUGUCAGCGUUCUAGAUAGACCCUCCAAAAUUAAGUUAGGGAAAAGAUCAGUAACAUGCUACAAAGUGGACAUUAGGAUGGAUGAUAUACAAUGUUCAGGCUCAUCUAAAUCCAAGAUGGCGUCUAGUUAUUGAUCGAGAUGCAUGUGCUAUGUUUUGGAAACAAACUUAAAGUGAAAGUUUGCCGCGGAUUUAUCUUUGCAAAUCUUUUUAAUUCACUAUAUCUCUUGGUAAGGUUAUGAUGAAAUGUUCUAGUCGCCAAUUUGGCGACUAACUUUCAGGAUUUGGUCGCCAAAGUUAAAAAUUUAGGCACAUUGGCGCCUGUAUUAGGCGCAAUUUCACGCCCUGCUUCUUCUUGGUGAGUUGGCAUUGGCAAGUUGAACCGUUGGUGACUUGACUGUAAUUCUAUUUGCAGUAUUCCCAAUCUCACUUUAUACCAAAUUGUUUUUUCUAGUGGGUAAUCGUCGUCCACAGGGAAGAAGAGGAUCUGGUCCAAGAGUCAACAAACCACGAACAGUUGGUGGUCCUGUUAAAUUUGAGGGCGAGUUUGAUUUUGAGAGUUCAAAUGCUAAGUUCAAUAAAGAAGAAAUUGAGGAGGAACUACAGCAGAAGCUCUACGAAAACCUCAGGUUGAAAGAUGAGGUAAUGAGUUACACUUAUCUGCACUUGCCUGUAGGCAUAAAUUAAUUUUGAUUAUAAGAAUGAUGUUUGUUGGCUAAAAACUCUUUGCAUAUGAAUAGUGGAUCUUAAAGAUGCUGAACCCUAAAGAGCUACUACUUUUCCUGUCUAAAAGGUUUAUUGUGGAUACGUUUUGACAGUCCUUUGCUAUUUGGCAUUGGAAACGAUUUGUUUAUUGCUUUUAUGCGAGGGAGUGACUACCUAUGUUCUAGACUAAAUAACUUAUUAUGAUAGGUAUCAGUUUUGUUGUUGAAAUUGUACUAGUCCACUACAAAAUUUAUAUUUGAGUAACAGCAUUUGCCAAACUUCUACCUUAAAAAAAAAAUAGAAAAGACUUUGCUUUUGCACACUGAUUAGAGUAAAUCUUCAACUGGAAGGGAAGUGUGAUCAGGUUGGAAUGCUCUCCUUACCACUGUACCUUGUUAAAACCCCAAGAGUUCUUAAUGUGUCUACAAAGUAAUUUUUCUGACUAAGCUAAACACUGACUGUGUGACUAAUGAUGAGUUCUUAUUUCUAGGAUGAAAGUGAAGCAAUCAGUGCACCUGAAAAUUAUGCUAGUGAUGCUCAACCUUCAAGCCCUCUCAAUUAUUAUGAUAGUUCCAAAUCCUUCUUUGACAGUAUUUCCUGUGAGGCAAAGGACAGAAACAGAAAUAGACGGUAUUGUCUUUCAUUUUUUUAAACUUUACCACACCUCUCUUGCAGUGGUCCUUGUUCAACUUGUGCAUGCUGCAUGGGUUUACAAUUGACAGGUAACAAUUGUGAAAUGGAGUGUUAAUCAGCUAUUUUUAAAAUUGAUUUCUUUUCUCAGGGCUCACCCUUCAUGGCAGCAAGAACGUAAAGUAAACAUGGAGACCUUUGGAGUAACUGGUGGCAUGCGACGUGGAGGUCGAGGGAGAGGAAGAGGGAGAGGUCGAGGAGGUUACAGAGGUGGCAGAGGUGGAAAUAGGUAUCAAGGACAUGAUGGCAGUAGUCAAGGAGGACGUGGAGGCUGGCGUGGUGGGCGUGGUGGUUCCAGAGGUGACCGCUCAAGGUCCUAUGUAGAUCAACCCAUUAAUGGUAAUGACAAAUUACCAAGAAAUCUACCCAAUGGACCAGCUAUGGUAGGAAAU
Pocillopora meandrina is the source of this 4742-nucleotide messenger RNA. NCBI's taxonomy places the organism in Eukaryota, Metazoa, Cnidaria, Anthozoa, Scleractinia, Pocilloporidae. The record is from the annotation of a GenBank genome assembly.